This is a messenger RNA of Sinocyclocheilus grahami, 1368 nucleotides long. RefSeq names its product pre-B-cell leukemia transcription factor 2-like. The record is from RefSeq and is a predicted model, not a curated record. The coding region runs from base 202 to 1083 and encodes 293 amino acids. Gene Ontology annotation, biological process: regulation of DNA-templated transcription. NCBI's taxonomy places the organism in Eukaryota, Metazoa, Chordata, Actinopteri, Cypriniformes, Cyprinidae. The transcript is spliced from 7 exons. Gene Ontology annotation, molecular function: DNA-binding transcription factor activity, RNA polymerase II-specific; DNA binding. Gene Ontology annotation, cellular component: nucleus.
GUCUCGGGUUGAACGUCCACCCUGGAAUGCAUCCCCUUAACCCGGUGCACCCGCCUUCUCGACACCGCCCCGAAGGAGACCCCGCGGGCCUCGAAGGCACCGAAAAUGGACACGACAGCCGCCGAGACAUUGGCGAUAUCCUGCAACAGAUCAUGACGAUUACCGACCAAAGUUUAGACGAAGCGCAAUCAAAGUCUUUCCAUGAGAAAUGCUCAGGAGGAGGAGCCUCCAGACCCACAGCUCGUGCGAUUGGACAACAUGCUGCUGGCCGAAGGUGUGGCCGGUCCAGAGAAGGGGGGCGGAGCCGCCGCCGCGGUCUCUGCCGCGACCAGCUCUGGCGGGAUGUCACCUGACAGCUCACUGGAGCACUCCGACUAUAAAAGCAAGUUGAGCCAAAUUCGGAACAUUUACCACACAGAGAUGGAAAAAUACGAACAGGCCUGCAGUGAGUUCACUACCCAUGUUAUGAACCUGCUGAGGGAGCAGUCUCGCACCCGGCCCGUGUCUCCGCGUGAGAUCGAGCGCAUGGUGGCCAUCAUCCACCGCAAGUUCAGCUCCAUUCAGACGCAGCUCAAACAGAGUACCUGUGAAGCGGUCAUGAUACUGCGCUCACGCUUUCUGGAUGCCAGGCGUAAACGGCGUAAUUUUAGUAAACAGGCCACAGAGGUCCUGAACGAGUAUUUCUACUCGCAUCUCUCGAACCCUUACCCGAGCGAGGAGGCCAAAGAAGAGCUGGCCAAGCAGUGCAGUAUCACUAUGUCUCAGGUGUCCAACUGGUUUGGCAACAAGAGGAUUCGCUAUAAGAAGAACAUUGGGAAGUUCCAGGAAGAGGCCAAUCUGUAUGCCAUGAAGACGGCCUUAGGGGCGACACAGAGCGAGGAAUCACCCCACACUCCAAACUCCACUGGCUCAGGAUCGUUCUCGCUGUCAGGGUCAGCCGACUGCUUCCUAGGAGUUCCUCCAAUGGACGGAGAGCAGCCUCCCUAUCACAUGGGGGCUCAGACUAAUGGUAGCUGGCAGGAGCAGAACACGCCACCCUCCGCCGCUUCACCCGGCAGCGAUCACUCCGACAACUCGGACUGAUGAGCUCCUUCCGCUGGCGUCCCGCUCCGAUACCGGAGGACACACCAAAUGACGAAAGAAUGAUGGUCACUCUUCUACCCAAAUGCAGUUUUAGUUUUGUUUUUAAGAAGCUCAUUAUCAGACUUGACAUGAAACACGAGCAGAGAUUUUCCGUCUAAACCAUUCAUAAAGCUGUUCUAAUGACAAUUGUCGUAUUCCAUUCAAUACGGUAAUUUACCUAAGAAUGGGUCUCAUUCAUGAAGCAUGAUGUAAAUUGUUUGUAAAAUCUUAAUUUUUUUUGCAUUC